CCGACUGUUCGAGGAUACCCGACUGUCAGUACCAAAGUACGGAGUUGAAAAGUGAUCAUGUCUGCGAAACUCAUCGUCUUCCUCGCCAUUGUUGGAGCGACCUACGCUCUUGUCGCUUCUCCUAAAUUCAGGAGGGACGUUGAGAGUGGAGCUCCAGCGUCUAACUCUUCUAACCCAUCAUCUGGUGGAUCAUCUGAGAGUGGAACUCCAGCGUCUAACUCUUCUAGCACAUCAUCUGAGAGUGGUUCUUCUAGUAGCUCCUCUAAUAGUACUUCCAGUAACUCUUCCAGUAACUCUACCAGUAACUCUUCUAGUAACUCUACCAGUGCCGAAUCCGUAGCCACUUCAGCCGAAUCCGCAGCCGCUUCAGCCGAAGCCGCAGCCACUUCAGCCGCAAUCGCAGCCGCUUCAGCCGCAGCCACUUCAGCCGCAGCCGCUUCAGCCAGAGUCGCAGCCGCUGCAGCCGAAGCCGAGGCCGCAGUCGCUUCAGCCGCAGCCGCUUCAGCCAGAAUCGCAGCUGCUGCAGCCGCAGCCGCAGCCGCAGACGCAAUUUCAGCCUCAGCUUCUAGUAGUGCCUCGUCGUCAACGAAUUCGAGAAACGACAUCCAGAAACAAGUGGAAAAACUCAUGGAUGCAAAAGAUCACACCGCCAUUUUAGACUUCGGCGGUCUCCCUAACUUGAAAUCAUGGCUGUCGCAAGUUAACUUCACCAAUGUCACUUUCGUCACCAAAGUGCCUAAGCUGCCUAGCCUGCGUCAGUUGCCCCCCAUUGUUGGCCUAAGGGAAAGAAUCGGACAGGCCAGGGCUCGUCUGCUGACUCGCCUGAAUGGUACAGCUGACAUACCAACCGCUAUCCAAGAUGCCACCAUCAAGGCUAUCCACGCCGUCAACCCUACCAAGGCUCUAUCCGAUUUGGCUUACACCAUCUUAAACACGUACUACACCUUGGCCGCGAACAGUCCAUUGCGCAUCUUGAAGACCGCCAUACUUACAGAGGGAGUACAACUGGUCACCUCAUUGCUUCAUGGUGUGGUCCGAGUUGGUGUUGAAGUUACCAUCUAAGUAUGGUGUGCUAGUACUGAAUCAACAAUUCAUGACGACGCUCGUUUGAUCAAUGGACACAGACCAAAAUUGUAAUUUCUGGCUUCGCCAGGAAGUUCUCAGGAAGUGCUGAGGGAACUCCUCAGCAUUUAUCAUAUUCGAUUUGAUGUGCAAUACUUUAAGUUGCAAUAAAAUUUUU
Messenger RNA from Osmia lignaria (orchard mason bee), 1240 nucleotides. RefSeq lists its product as uncharacterized. The record is from RefSeq and is a predicted model, not a curated record. Lineage: Eukaryota; Metazoa; Arthropoda; Insecta; Hymenoptera; Megachilidae.